AUGGUCUUUCACUCUGUGGCUCUGCUCAUCAUCGCAGCGGCUUUACACAUCCUUCAAGGACAAUGCAGUCCCCUAGUCACUCAGCAGCGUGGGAUCUGUGCAACCGAGGAUCCCGAGCCAUCUUUUCUCCACGCCGUCCAGCGCGUGCGCAACGAUGACUCUACAAAUCGAGGAUCACCGACCCGUGAAGGCCCGAUUGAAAUUGACACAUGGUUUCAUAUUGUCAGCAGCAGUGACUUGCAGAAUCAAGUUACGGAUGAGAUGAUCGAUGCUCAGUUAUCCGUUCUCCAAACCGCAUAUCAGGAUGCACUCAUUUCAUAUCGGCUGCAAGGAGUCACUCGCCAUGUCAACGACGCCUGGGCUCGAAACUACGAUGAAGUGGGCAUGAAAAAGGCUCUCCGUCAAGGCACCUACCGAACACUCAAUGUGUACUUUCAAACCAAUCUCCAAGCGACACCCAGUCAAGCCGGACGUAUCUUCGCGUCCGAGAAUCAACAACACCAGGAACAUGCCCACCCACGCAGCAUAUCUUCUGCUUCGGUCUUCCCUGCCCACAAAGACGUCUCGGUCAGCGCCCUCGGCUUCUGCACCCUUCCAGACCCUAACAUCAACGCCACGAGCCCCCGAUCCGCCUACGUCAAAGACGGUUGCAACAUCCUCGCCAGCGCCAUAUCCGGCGGCAGUCUCGAGCAGUACAACCGCGGCGGCACCGCUAUUCAUGAAAUCGGGCACUGGAACGGACUGCUGCACACAUUCCAAGGAGAAACCUGUUCCCCAGACGACCCUGGCGAUUACAUCUCCGAUACGCCGCAGCAAAAGACGCCCACCAGCGGAUGUCCCGCCUCGCGGGAUUCGUGUCCGGAUUCACCGGGUCUGGAUCCGAUUCACGAUUUUAUGGACUACUCAUCGGAUCUGUGCUAUGAGAGUUUCACCCCGGGUCAGAAUGAAAGGAUGAGGAGUAUGUGGGAAAGUAUGAGGGAGGGUAAAUGA
This is a messenger RNA of Penicillium oxalicum, 990 nucleotides long. RefSeq names its product zinc metalloprotease. Gene Ontology annotation, molecular function: metallopeptidase activity. Bases 1 to 990 code for a protein of 329 amino acids. The record is from RefSeq and is a predicted model, not a curated record. The transcript has 2 exons. Lineage: Eukaryota; Fungi; Ascomycota; Eurotiomycetes; Eurotiales; Aspergillaceae.